ACGAAAAGGAUCUCUUAAAACUCGAACGAAACGAUAACAGUUCACCGGGGCUGAGUUGAUUUCUUCGAUCGGUGGACGCUGGGAAUGGUUCGAAGAGAGGAACAGUCGGAUUGUUAUUUGAAAGACUCAUCAUGCGAAACGCGUCCUAGUCCCAGCCGAGUCUUCCUCGCCUGAGCUGGUAAUACAUACUCACCAAGUUCGAGAUACCCACGCUUUCUUUCCGUCACUCCCUCACACUCUCUCUUACGAUCUCUGUUUUCUCGUCGAAGUUGACUCGGUAGACCAAGAGGUGCCUGCGCAAAUCUCACGACGAACAAGAAAAACGGCACAUAAAUAUUUACAGCAACAAAAGAAGAAGAGAAAAGAAUGGCCCAACAUCGAACAGCUUCCCUAGUCGACGGCCGUACCCGAGAUGGUGGAGCGGGGACUCAUUUUCUGCUUGGAACAAUCACCAAGAUCGUGUGCAAUGAGCCCAGGUCACGGAUCGACAUCAACCUGGAUGAACGGCUGGUCAAGGAGGAGGAGGAGCAGGAGGAAGAUGGAGGAUGUGGACAAUCGACCUCAAACGGCAGGACGAGUCGCCGGAGCAGUCAGAUUCGACAGCCCGUCCAUCGUAUCAGAUUCCUUGGAGCCUGGUGUCGGACGUUCCUCCAUGACCUCAAGACCGCCUCAAAACUGAAGCUCGACAUGGACGCGUAUGAGCCCGAAUUCGAUCAGGCAGGAAACCGUUGGGUCUUCAGGAACGGCGUGCGCGUCGAAUUACUCAUCGAUAACCCUUUUCCCACACAACUCCCUUUCUUCCUCAAGACCGUCGAUUUAGUUCCACGUCUUUCAAGCGAUCUGCUUGAGCCACCACCCAACCCCAAAACUCGUCAAUCUGAUCUUCAAGUAUCACCACACAUCCCAUCCACAACUCAUUCUCAACAGAACCUACACGCCAGCCAAAGAACCUCAAGAGUGAACGACGAAUCGGCCAGCAGACCAACGGCAAAACGAACCCGAGUGGCGGAAUGCGAUCCGCAAGGAAGUCAAAUUCCCAAUCGUCACGAUCGGACUACAACUCCUGUGGCAAGCCAACAAGGCUCCUCAUCAACCAACUCAAACUCCCAUCAACGCGCACACAUUCACUCAAAUCAAUUGCACUACACUCCCGGCCAUCCAGAUCCACAUCAAUCCUCAACCCUUACGACUCCCACUACCCCUCAUACUUCGACACGUGUUAACCCCACCAAUCCUCUCAAUCCAUUCGCUCCAGCUGUCUCGCAAACCCUAACAAAUCUCACACCAGCUUCUCACACACAGGCUCUCCCUUUGAAGACAUUAGACGAGAUUGAUCAGAUGGAAGGAGGGACAAAAAACUCGUUCAAUUUGAUCGCGUUCAUCGAGGAGAAGAAGACAGAAGAAUGUGAGCGAUCGACCCGGGGGAUGACGGACUACAAGAUGACGCUCUAUCUGCGCGACUCGUCGCGCCCGAUGAGCACGCGAAAUGUGACCUGCAACCUUUUCUGGAAGACCUUAGAAGACUGUCCGCCGUGGGGGAAGGCGAUGUGGAAGGUGAUCUUCCUCUUCAACGUCUUCAAACGGGCCUCGACGAUCUACGACACCCAGAUCGUUGGGCCUUCCAACGGCUUCCAAUGGGCCCUCUGGUCCCCCGGAUACACCGGCUCCGCCGAACAGUUCUUCUCCAAUAACAAAAGUAUCAAUCAGUUUUGCUCCCUCUUUGGCUCAACUCCGGAGGAUCUUAAGGCGAAGGCUCUCGCGCUCUUCGAUCAUCAGAACCAAUCUUCCUUGUCCAAUCCAUAUACUCAACCCGCUACUCCCAUCGUCAAUUCAAUCCCCAAAACUAUCUCUGAACUGACAAACAACUGCCGUCAGAAAUUUGAUUUAUGUGUCCAGGUCGUAGAUCUUUGGGUGGAUGGAGUAGGAAGUGACCGAAUGACGGUGACGGAUUACACGCGGAACUCGAUUCUACGGUCACCGAAGCCGAUCUCCAUGACAGAUGGGUCGUCGCGGAUAGUCGAGAUGCAUGUAAACCAUGGGGGGGAUGAGACGAACUGGGGUGUGACUGAGAGUCGAGUGAUGACGGUCUAUAUUGAGCAGCCGAUCCUGCAGACAUGUUAUGAGCAGUUUGUCGAUCACUCCGAUAGUCUCGCAUCCCGGACGCCCAACGCCUACGACUACCGGACCACACUCAUCAACAAAGUCGUCAGGCUCUCCCAACUCGACCUCCGCCUCCGCGCCGGCAGCAACCAGUCCGGCGUCAUCUACGCUCUCAUCGCUAACCCCCGCAAAUCUCGCCUCGCUGGACCCGACGAUAGCUUCGAUAUCGACCCCGAUACUCGCACCCUUCUGGCUGAUAGAAUCGUCCCCCUCGCGCCUUCCGAACCUGCAUAUCGAAAACUGUUGCAGGAUAAAGAAAUCUAUACUCGUGAAUUGGAAAAGGCUGUCUGA
Puccinia graminis f. sp. tritici CRL 75-36-700-3 is the source of this 2451-nucleotide messenger RNA. RefSeq lists its product as uncharacterized. The record is from RefSeq and is a predicted model, not a curated record. The transcript has 4 exons. The coding region runs from base 367 to 2451 and encodes 694 amino acids. Lineage: Eukaryota; Fungi; Basidiomycota; Pucciniomycetes; Pucciniales; Pucciniaceae.